GCCUCACCACAGCUUUGCCCACCGCAUUCCUCUUGUCCUUCUCUGUCAUUUUGCUGUCUUUCUUUAAAUUUUGCGUGAGCUCUUUGCCUCACUUUCAGUUUCUCCUCAGCUGUGAGACCCUGGCCUUGUAAGGAAGCGCUGUCUGAGGCACACAAUCCGUCAUACCUCUCCACCCUGCAUGGAUACCUAAACUCAGAGGAUGCUUUGCUGUCCUCUGCUGCGUUUCCAACAGCUGUUUUGGACUCCGCUUGGGGGUCUGUGAGCAAUUCUGUCUGAGUGUAGUCUUUGCAAGGUAGAGCGGAAGGGAUGUUAUGGGGGUCCACACCAUUUAGGAGCAACGUCUCUGGGCGAGCCACCCUCCAGAAGCCCUUUGGGGGUGCCCAGCGUCUUGUUGUUGUUGGGGGAGAUGUUGGAACAGCUUGGUCCUGGAACACGAGCUCCACCUGUGCAUCCGCUGGAGGGCUGUGGAUCUCCAACCUGACUUGCACCUCAACCUCCUCUUCCCCCUCGCCGUCGCUGCUGCUCAACGGGCCUGAUUGACAGGAAGGCAGAGAUGUGUGAUCUUUUCCAAUGGGGCUCAGCCUUGAGGGAACAUCCUGCUCCUUACCGCUUGGGUUUGGAGGAGGAAGCGUUGCUCCUGGAGUGUAGAUAGUAAGCCCGGAGACAACACUGGAAUUGGGUUCUGUUUUAAUUUCCUCCUCCACCUUCGCUUCCUCCAUUGGUUGCUCAUAGACAAAAAAGCCAGCUCACGUCCUGUACAGAGGAAACCAAAAUGUGACCAUUCAGUGAUUUGACUUGUGUGAUAUGCAUGUUGUAGAGAUAUGUACUGUGGAGUCAGUCACGUUGCUUCAUCCGCUGAUUACUUUGCAGUGCGCAGGAUAAUCCUUUAGAAUGAGAAUAAGCAACUGCUGCCUGCAACUGAGCCCCUUCAAUAUGCACUGUUUAUUCCAAGAUAUAUUAAAAUGAUACAUAAAGGAGGCAGAGAAUGGAGGGAUUUCUUUAAUUAGGUGCACAAUAUUUGCUAAGAAGCCAGGGUGGGAAGAAAGUAUAGCUACGAAAACAGGAGCGUUAGUGUGUUUUAUCAAUUAGAAAGUUACCGUAAAUUUCCUCCAGAGUCGCUCUACAAUCUCAACAAAAUGAUGGGGCAACUUUCCUCCGUAGAUGGAAAACAUCCUUCAAAUGUUUCCGCGGAUCCUGACGUGUAUCCACUUUUCUCGUCCAUGUACAACCGACCGAACCAGGUCGGUCCCUCUGGCGCGGUAAUCCCCUCAGAAAUCAGUGGGAUUAGACUAUAAAAAUGGAAUACAAAAAUUUUGUCGUCCUUGCGUUGCGCACUAGUCGCUUCCGAGUGGAGCGCUCUGUUGCGUAACACGAUGCACGCACUGAUAUGUCAAUGAGGAUUCAGUCACAAAAAAGGAGUUCAAGGGUGCGGUUAAAUGGUGUAAAAAGCAAUAAUUGUGAAAUCAUAUUUGUAAAAACAGUUCUUCUCUUGCAAGCCCCCUCCUCUUUCUCUGUUUAUCUCAUAUUACCAACAAUCAGUGUAAACACAUGCAUCCAUGCACGCACUAUCGCCAUAAUUAGGCCAGUAAUCUACCACCUAGUUGCUACAAUCUCCAGACGUAUCAGCCAUGUUUUUGUUUUGUGCUUUUUUUUUAAUGGCUGCACAUACAUUCCCUUGCCACCAGAGGACGCCCUUAGCUCAUUCCUAUCCACACACACUUGCCCCAGCUAGCUGUAACCGGCUAGCUACUGGAGUUGACACCCUCCCCAAACCUCGGCAGCGGCUGAGCUGCACAGUCGACAUGGCAAGGAAAUAUCGCAUUUUCAAAAAAAAAGAUGAACAUCUUCCAAGUCUUUUGGAAUGAUAUUCAUCGUGUGAUGUGACCCCAAAUCCACAAUGUGUGAGGACAUUUAAGAACGAUUGAGUUCUAAAGAAAACAAAUCUUGAUUCCAGUGGAAUCUUUCAUAUGUUAUUAUUAUUAUAUUUUUUUCCCGUGUCAUAGUUUAUACACAUUCACACGCCCUCGUCCCAUCCACAUAAAAACAGUAAUCAUGCCAGUUCAAGCGCCACAGUGGACAGAGUUCCUGCUAUGCCCCAUCUGCACGCAAACAUUUGAGGAGACUGUUCGAUGGCCCAUCAGUUUGGGCUGUGGACACACUGUCUGCAAGAUGUGCCUGAACAAGUUGCACCGUAAGGCCUGUCCCUUUGACCAGACGGCCAUCAGCACGGAUAUCGAGCAGCUGCCUGUCAACACAGCCCUUUUGCAGCUGGUGGGAGGCCAGGUUCCUAAGGCUCAGCCAGUUACCUUGAUUACCAGUCCUGAGGACUCUCAGCAUUACGAGGAGGCAAGGCAGUGUGUGGAGGAGCUGGCCCUCUACCUGAAACCCCUUAGCAACACACGAGGGGUGGGUCUGAGCAGCACGGCUCAAAGCAUGCUGAGCCGACCCAUGCAGAGGAAACUGGUCACUCUGGUCCACUGCCAGUUAGUGGAGGAGGAGGGCCGCGUCAGGGCCAUGAGAGCCGCACGUUCUUUGGGUGAACGAACAGUCACAGAACUCAUCCUGCAGCACCAGAACCCACAGCAGUUGUCCUCCAAUCUGUGGGCUGCUGUACGUGCACGCGGAUGUCAAUUUCUUGGCCCAGCGAUGCAAGAGGAGGCUCUGAAACUGGUCCUUCUGGCGCUAGAGGAUGGCUCAGCUCUGUCCCGCAAGGUGUUGGUUCUUUUUGUAGUCCAGAGGCUUGAACCUCGCUUCCCCCAGGCCUCAAAGACAAGCAUAGGCCACGUGGUGCAGCUCCUCUAUAGGGCCUCCUGCUUCAAGGUGACCAAACGUGAUGAAGACUCAUCCCUCAUGCAACUGAAGGAGGAGUUCCGUACUUAUGAAGCUCUGCGGCGUGAGCACGACUCUCAGAUUGUUCAAAUUGCCAUGGAGGGCGGCUUGCGAAUCGCACCCGAUCAGUGGUCCUCUCUGUUAUAUGGUGAUCAGUCGCACAAGUCGCAUAUGCAGUCCAUCAUAGAUAAGCUGCAGACUCCCGCAUCCUUUGCUCAGAGUGUCCAAGAGCUAACCAUUGCCCUGCAGAGGACUGGAGACCCAGCCAACCUCAACAGGCUGCGGCCUCACCUUGAACUGCUUGCUAACAUUGAUCCCAGUCCUGAUGCUCCCCCUCCCACAUGGGAGCAGCUCGAGAAGGGGUUGGUUGCAGUGAAGACUGUAGUGCACGGCCUUGUGGACUUCAUCCAGAACCACAGCAAGAAAGGAGCUGACCCUCAGCAGCCUCCUCAGCACAGCAAGUACAAGACUUACAUGUGUCGUGACAUGAAGCUGAAGGGAGGCUGUCCUCGUGGAGCGAGCUGCACCUUUGCUCACUCUCAGGAAGAACUGGAGAAGUAUCGAAAAAUGAAUAAACGUCUGGCAGCACGACUCCCUGGCUCAGGAGGGCCAGAUGAUGGCCUUCCCCUCGAUGUAGCAGUGACCAGGAAGCCUUCACCACUCACCAAUGGGAGCGUAGCACCCUCCCUGCCCCAGCUCAUCGCACGCGGUGCAGACACGGUUCCGUAUGAACUUCUGCGGAAGCCCAUCAAGAUGGAUGGAGGGAGUCCAAGUGCCCCAGGAUCACCACCUGAUCCCCUGGACCCUGUACCCAAAACUGGUAUGCCACCUCAUGCCAUGGCUCACCCAAGGAUGACUGCAGACCACCUUUCCGGGGUGAAGCAGAUUCCCGUUGUCGCCCGAGGUUCGCCUGUGUACCCGCAGCCCCAGCUCCCUGAGAUGUUUUACUCUGGGACACGCCCCCCACCCUCUGCGUCGCAGUAUGAGACCUCACAAUACCCACCAGGGUAUCCCUACCAACAGCCACCACAGUAUGUCUCUCGGGAUUACAUCCGUAACCCCCCACCCCCCAGCGAGUCAGGACCCCCUUACCAUGACCCAUACACUGGUUACGGCCCGCCAGAGCGCCCAUAUCAACCCCCACACUCUGGUCCUCCCUUUUCCUACCCUCACCCACCACACUAUGACCGAGGGCGCCAUGGGACCUACGCUGGCCCGCCACUUCCCCCGCAGCCUUACCCAUCUCAAAGGGAAAGUCUUGUCAGGAUGAGCUCUACGCCAUUGGAUGUUGUCCCGCCAUCAGCCGGACAGGCUAACUCACUUUACCACCCAGAAUCCAGUGUACGGGAUAGAUACCCACCAGAUGGCUACUAUGCACCAGGUGGCCAACCUCAGCCCAUGAGGACUUAUGUCAGAGGGCCAUCAUACAGUGGGUCCCAGCCCAGUCUGGACUAUUUACACCGCCGUCGCCAGGAGCUGCUAUCCCAACUGGAGGAAAGGAAAGUCAUCUCCCCUCCACCGUUUGCAGCCUCCCCCACUCUCUCACAUCCCUUUCCCAGUGACUACCCUCCUGAGUUUGGUGACGAGAGCUCCAAAACCAUCAGGAAAUGCAGAGAGCCAGAUUAUGCUGGCCAGUACUCUCCUUGGUCUUGUGAUACCAUUAGCUCUUACAUUGGCACCAAGGAUGCCAAACCCAAAGAUGUUAUGGUUCCUGGUGCCAUGGAGAUGAUGAAUGUGGAUGCUAAGGUUCUGAGGGAACCAUCACUGGAGGCUCCUCACAGGGGUGCGGAGGUCAAGGAUGAUGACCCCAUUAUUCCGUUUGGUCCUCAACCCACUGUGUCACGCUUCGGUGCCAUUUCCCGCACCUCUAAGACAGGCUACCAGACAACUGGUCCUGUCCAAGCCAUGGCCACCACCCCUCAGAACGUAAACUCUAAACACAUGGCUAUGCCUGCAGAAUACACAUAUGGAAGUCAUCCAGGAUGGGGUGGAGCUUCAUAUCCCUCCCACCAGACGACCUCUUCAUCUCAGGGAUCCUUCAAUGAGCGCCCACCCAUGGCAGCCUCGGACAGAGAACAGUUGAAGAUUGAGCUGCAGCAGGUCACCCAGCAGAUCAACCAACAGACACAGAUGCACAGCAUGGAGGCUGCCAAUAACUCUUUGUUGCUACAGAGAGAAGCCAGCGCUUUGGCAGGCCAGCUGGUGCCCAGCAGCCAAGGCCAGUCAGUCGCUUCUCAGUCACAGCAACAGCAGCAGCCUAAGUGGCCUGCUGGGGGUGCAAAUCCAGUGACUGUGUCCAGUGAACAGCUAAGCCUGGAGCUCCACCAGGUGGAGAGAGAGAUUGGGAAAAGGACUAGAGAAAUGGCUAUGGAGACACAAGUAGCCCAUGAGGUCCAGCAGUACAAGAUGAAACCUGCAGAGAAUGGACAACCAGAGCACAAGACUCACCUUGAAGAAAUCUCCCUUGCUCUUGGUGAGGUGUCAAACGGCUCUAGUAUUCUGCAAGAAGGUGCAGUGGGCGGGUCCAUGCUGUCGCUGGCAAACAAGACGUCUACGCUGAGCCUGUGUUCUGACCCAGUGGCAGCUGGGUCAGAAAUGCAGAAGAAUGGAGUUGUCCAUUCCUGCUCUUAAGCAGUGCACACUUUCACACACACACACACACACACACACACACACACACACACACACACAUGUUGAAAAGCAUGCACAGGCAUACACACACACAUUCUAUUUAGAAGAUGAGCAGUAUCUGCCGUGAUAUUAAUUUUCUUUCUUUUUGUUCUGUGAAUGAGCUUUUUUAAUGACUUUCCUUGCCUGGAAACCAGGGCAUAUGAUAACAUUUCUUGUGUGUUUUUGUUGUUCCUUCUCUUUUUUUUUUCUCCCUUUUGAAAUCUAGAUUUAACAAGGCUCACAUUCAAUAUAUCAGGAAGAGGAAUAAGGGUGGUGAUGUUGACAGCGGCGCUCUUCUUUAUUCAGAAGUAUUCGAUCCAUCAUCCCCACUCCCGAUUUGUAAUAGACAGUCAUAGAGGCAAGCAAGACUAUCACUUUGCAUGCUCAGGAAUAUUGUCUGGUGAUGGCACUGGAGGAGACAGCAGCAAGCUCGUUGGUACUCACCCCCAGAAUCCUAAAACAAAGUGGUUGUACAGAUCCAGAUGGUCUGGGAAGGGAAAGUACAUCACCUGAAAAGUCAUGUUUGCAACACAGUGGCUGCCACAAGAAGCAUGAUUUAUUAUUUUUGUAAAUGAAUGCAUUUUUAGGAACCCAUGCUAUGUCUUUUUCAUACUUAACAUCACUAUUAAAUAUUUAAAUGGAAGCAUUCUGUUUUAAAGAUUGCAUCUUCUUGAUAAGGGAAUGACUGCUUCUCAUUGUGGUGACAGGAAAAAUCACAGUACUCAAAAAGAAAAAGGAAAAAAAAAAAGAAGCUGAAUGCACAUCCACAGGCUGGCUGCAUCUUCCUGCAUCAGGGUAAAAGGUGACAACACCAUGACGCUAGUUGAGCCUUUCCCUCCUCAGAGCUUCUCAUCUGGCCACUCACAAAGCCUCCCCAUUGGGAUUAUCUUGCCACUUGUUCGCCUAACUUCUAUGAAGUUGCCUUCGCUUGUCUUUUUUGUUGUUGUUGAAUUUUGUUUUCAUGCUUUACAUUGUUAUGCUUUUGGGGGCCGACUGAAGGCUGUGUGUGUCCUCCUCGCUGUCAGGCUAGUAGUCAAAUCUCCAAGGAAAUGUAAAGCAUCCACAAUAGACAUGAUUCACCGCACAAGUUAAUCAGCACUCAUACGUUCUCCAGUGCUGUCAUCACCAUCACCACUCUUCUAGUGUUACAUGUUUACUGCUGACACCCAGCAAAAUUUCAUGAGGGGAAGUCGUAGGAUGAGCCCGUUAAAUGUCGACACAAAUGUGUUUGUGUCCGUCUGGAUCUCUUCAUGCCCGUCUCACGCGGUCUCGCCCGUUUUAACCACACCUCAAUCCUCUGGCCGCUCUUCCCACCGGCUACAUUUAUUUAGGUACACGGCUCACUUAUACAUACAAGUAUGUAUACAUACAUUAAUAUACUAAAGCACUAUUAACGUGCCACCUUAUUCUACUCGCUCAGCAUUUAUAUUAAAUGAUCUCUAUUUUUAGAAUCAGCAAGAUGUUUUUUUUUUAUGUAGUUUUGUUUUUCAUGAUUGAUUUGUUUUCUGUCCACUGGUUGCCAACACAGACUUUAUCCUUUCCCAGACGAAGGACUUCUGUGUGCAUUGACGUGUGUUCACUUAAUCUUUUGUGUUCAAACAAAGAUAAGACUAUGCUUCCAAAGAAGACAUGACAAUUCUGUAACUUUGGGGGGAAAAACGAUAAAGUUUUGUGUGUGUGUGUGCUAGUUUGUAGAAAAUGUACCCUCAGUUUUCUGUUUUUUUUUUUGUUUACUUUUUUUUGCCCUCAAAUUGUGCUGUACUGGAUGGAGAUGUUAAGGUAUUAGAAAGGUUUUGGGGGUUAUCCAAAUCCCCCUUAGAGGAUAUACAGGAAGUUUACUUCAAAGAUUAGCCUCAGAUCCUCUUAAAUGUUCCUCUAUGCUGUCUGAUCACUAAAUAUUCAAUCUUAAUUGGCAUGACCGAGCGACGUCCUAUUAGACUCCGAUGUUCACCCUUUUUGAAAGAACACAAUUUUUUGGUAUUUCCAUUUUUUUGUUUCACUGAAAUGUUAUUGAACUAGCUGGAUUUGUAGCUUCUCUCUCUUUUUUUUUUUUGUUUCUGCAAUAGUUGAAUGAAUAUUCUGACCUGCAAGUCUUAAAUCAAGAGUACUUGGGCGACAUUGACGUAGGUUGAACUGUUCCUCCGGCUCUUCAAGUGCUAAACAGUCUGAAUGCAAAGUCUGCCUGACUCACUUGAGCUUCAAACACCAUCUUUGGACAACUUACAUGCAAUGUCAAAUUUUGGGGGGGGUGUCUACUGCGUAGUAAAUGGCAAAAGAUGUUGACUUUAAUCGUGUGUUGCUAUUGUUUCAGAGUGCAACUGCUGCCUACUGACCCUCAUUGAGAUAACAAGUGAAGCCCCCCCUCCACUUUCACUUUUGACCACUGAACUCUGUUACUGCUGUUUGAGGCUUGCGUUUUAUUCCCGGCUUUGUGGGCAAAUUCUAAUGGCUUUUUUAUAUGAUUACCCCUCUUGUAAAAUAUCUCUUAAAUUAAGGUACCGGUUUGAUUUCAGCAAGAAGAAAAAAAGGUUUUAUAUGUAUAUUAUACUCCAUUAAGGAAUGUCUAGAAUUAUCUUCCUCCAAUGUGGAUGUAGCCAUUAUAACGCCAUUUUGACUUUGUAAGAGAAUUCACUGUGUGAAAAUUGGUUUGCAUUUUUGUAUAAUACAAUCUGCUUUUUGUUGUUUUGUUAGUUUGUUUGAUACGAGCAGGAAGUCAAACUGGAAGUUUAAAGAUGAAAAAAAAAAAGGUGAACCUGUGAAAUUUGAGGCAACAAAAUGUAACUUAUGUACUACAGUGAUUCCAAGCUGAGGGGAAAUAUUAAAUGAGAUUGUUAA
Messenger RNA from Dunckerocampus dactyliophorus (ringed pipefish), 8334 nucleotides. It is a transcript of the gene rc3h1b, whose product is annotated as ring finger and CCCH-type domains 1b. The coding region runs from base 2053 to 5460 and encodes 1135 amino acids. The record is from RefSeq and is a predicted model, not a curated record. The transcript is spliced from 21 exons. NCBI's taxonomy places the organism in Eukaryota, Metazoa, Chordata, Actinopteri, Syngnathiformes, Syngnathidae. Gene Ontology annotation, molecular function: metal ion binding.